Messenger RNA from Suillus plorans, 1974 nucleotides. RefSeq lists its product as uncharacterized. The transcript is spliced from 5 exons. NCBI's taxonomy places the organism in Eukaryota, Fungi, Basidiomycota, Agaricomycetes, Boletales, Suillaceae. Bases 1 to 1974 code for a protein of 657 amino acids. The record is from RefSeq and is a predicted model, not a curated record.
AUGAGUUCACCAUUGGGCUCUGUAGCUUGUCUACUUCCUGCAGAAAAUCUUCGCUGCAUUCCUCUGAACCUCAUUCAAAGUCACACCCUUACCAUACCUCCUGUUAUCGAGCUCUUUUUCUCCCUGUUUUUGAUUUAUACGACCUGGAGAUCGAGGAGAGAGCACCUAUUGCUAGCCGCAGAUGGUGUUUUUUAUUUUAUCUUGGCGUUUGUCGACCAGUUAUUGCAUGUAUUACCCGCUGCGCGGAAUUCGGUUGCCACUUCUAGAGCGGCCGAACUAUUCCUUGGAUCUGUUUCUUUUGUUCCUAUGCUGUCAUACACUUCCUAUCUAGCCUGGCUGAGUCAUAGGGAAUUUAUUCCCUACCUCCCUCGCCGUCACCAACCUGUAGCCAAAUAUCUAUUCACCGGUCUAAUUCCCGUGAUUGGAGUGUUGGAUUUCGCAGCAUCGCUCGGAAUGUCUAUCGAAAAUUUAUCCUUGCCACAGGCCCCGCUCAUGAUCGACUUCACCAACAAAAACGAAUCGCUAUGGCUGAGUCUCUGCCAGCUGUCACUUGCACUGUAUACGAACUAUCAAUGUCUAACAGCCUUCCUCGCGUUGUACCGGCUUUGUACAGCCUUGUUCGAUCAACUGCGCAUCGACACCAAUAAUACCGACGAACGCCAUUUUUUCAACGGCACUGGGUGGAUUGCUUUCGGCAUCAAAGUAGGAGCUGUUGAAGGCAUUAUUGGAUUUGCAGCGGGCGGUUUCGCUAUUCCACUUUCCAGACGAAUCCUACGACUGAUUUCCAGGGUUUGCAUGAUUGUUGGCAUACUGAAGGGAAUGGACGAAAAUGAAAACUUUGAGUUCCUCAACAAGGAGCUGGUCUUGUGGCGUCGUGGCAAGCCUAUAUCGACCUCCCACUCGCUCAUAGCCAAUCGACGUAUGACCAUACGGUCUUCACAAAUCCCAGACCCGACUCGCGAAUCCUCUUUAAUUGAAAAGGAUGUGGAACGGGGCGAGGCAGAUCAACGGGUAACAGUACACGAUGAAGUUGGCGAGCCGCCGGUCUUGCACACAGGCAUGCGCUUUUCCGCACUCCCUCCUCCCGAACGGGUUAUCCAUGCAGAUGAAUUGCGGAGGCGAUCUGACCAGAACGCAUCUGCAGAAGUGCUUACAUCUCACAAUGAUGUCAGGCGCCAGUCUGCGCAGACUAUCUUCGACGAUGCACGCGUUGUCCUUGAACUGACCCCUGACUUCCCCCCCGGCCUGACUAGCACGUACCCCCAGUCUAUGCUCAGUCAAGGACGCGGGGAUGACAAGUUAGAGCUUCCAGCUCUUGGCCGACAGAGCACGCGUCGUAAUACUGCACAGUCAUGUGGCAAAGAGGACGCAGCUAUCGAAUAUGCAGCGCUCUAUGCUAGCGAAUUCAUGGAACACAAACCCAAAUUUCCACUUAUAUCCAUUCCGCAGUCCGCGCAUGCGCGCGUGGAAGGAUCCAUGCCGGCAUGGACAAGACCUGUAUCACAACAGCACAGCGGAAAAUACCCGAUCCGUUUUCCCUCCAGACCAACACGGGCAAGAAUCACUAUACAUGCCCCUACCGCCCAGCCAGAAGGCGAGAGCUCGGACUCACUGAAACGCCGCAAUAGACAGCUGUCAUCCCUUCACUUGCUUGAGCGUGCGAGCAAAUCCCACAGUGAUGUCACUACGCAUUCUUCACAGUGGUCAACCGUCGCACGUUCCAAAUCGCCUGCGAGUAUCAGGAUGUAUGAUGGUGGAAUGGUAAUCAAUCCACGACGUGCAUCUACUCAUCCUGGCGAUUUGAUGUCCCCAUCGAGCGCAGAAACCUUGCGCGACGGUAGGCUGCAGAUUGUCAUCGAUCGGAUGCAUAUUACAUCUGCGGACGCUGUCAUACACGAAUUCGAGAGUCAGGCAGCGCUCAACCUCAACCGAGAGAAAGCUUUGCGGAGACUGAAUGGGGAAGUAGGUGUAUGA